UGUAUUUUAGGUUUGUGCUGAUGGCCUCGUCGCUAAAGACCAAAUCAAUAAAAAAAUGUAAAAUCGACAUCAAGCAAAACAAGAUUUCAAUUUCCAUUUUGAAAAAACAAAAAUAAAUUGAACAAACAAACUGGAGUAAACUGAUAUUGGAUUUAUAAUGAGUGUUAAAGUAGAAACUAUUUCUCCCGGUGACUGCAAUAUCUACCCCAAACCUGGACAAACUGUUGUAGUUCAUUACACAGGAACACUAGAAAAUGGGAAAAAGUUCGACUCAUCCAGAGAUCGUGGUCAACCUUUUAAAUUUACUUUGGGAAAAGGCGACGUAAUCAAGGGUUGGGAUCAAGGAAUUGCAACAAUGUCUGUGGGUGAGAGAUCAAGACUUAUAUGCCCACCUGAGCUGGCAUAUGGAUCACGAGGCCAUCCCGGUGUCAUUCCACCAAAUGCAACAUUGAUUUUUGAUGUAGAACUUUUGCAAGUUGAAUAAGUGCCUCUAACAACCUUUAAAAUAUUGUUAAUGUCCUCACAGUACUUCAGUUCGACACAGUAUUGUAUUUAUUGUUAUACAUAAAGCUUGUUUUGUUUGCAAUCUGUUGCUACAAUAAUUGUAUGAUCAAAUAGCAAGAAACUAGUAACUACAAUAAUUUAAUCAGGAUAGAAAAUAAUAAGAGGUAAUGAAGUUGCACAAAUGUUUAUGUGUUGAGAUCUGCAGUAAUUGCAUUUCAAAAACAGGGACAUACCGAACUUGGCUUGACGAGUGAAGCUGAGUGCAGGUGGGAAAUGCAGACCCCUUAAACCUACAACAGAUUUUAACCCUUGGGCAAUGUUCAGAAGUGCUUGCUCUGCCAGAUGAUAGACCUGGCAAUGACACAGCGAAUCCCCACUAAACAUAAUGCAUCUUAGAAUUUCAUCAGAGUAUAAUAAAUACUAAUAAGAAAGAGAAUUAAAUAAAACUAAUAUUAUGUUAACAUAUCUGUAAUUCCAGUAUUGUUUCUUAAAAUGUUGCAGCAUUUUGUAGACAACAUUAUACCAUUCAAAUUGUGAUCUGUAAUUUUUGAUCACACAGAAAAUUUUUGUACACUAAGGUAAAAGGUAGACUAAUAUAUUUGUGUUGUGAGCGAAUUUUUGCUUAUUUAAUGUUAUAUAUUACAAUAUUAAUACAUAUGCUUAAUAAUUAACAUAAUUUACUUUAAGUUAUAGGCCACCAUGAAGAGUGCUACUUGGCAGUUUAUUGUAAAAAGUAAAAUAAAAGAAUACACAUAACAUUUAUUAAAGAGUUAAAAUGGUUUUGUUUUUUCAAAAAAUAAAAAGUGUCUAUACCUUAAAAAUGGUACUUUACAGAAUAAAAAUCUUCUUUACCUGUUAUUUUGUACAAAUAUAUUGAAUCUCUUAAUUACUAUGAUUUACUUUGGUAUUUUCUUUAUUGUUAAUUAUUUUUACCGUAAUAUGUUUAAUAAAAAUGAUUAUGAAUA
Leptidea sinapis is the source of this 1469-nucleotide messenger RNA. Its product is annotated as peptidyl-prolyl cis-trans isomerase Fkbp12-like. Lineage: Eukaryota; Metazoa; Arthropoda; Insecta; Lepidoptera; Pieridae. Gene Ontology annotation, molecular function: peptidyl-prolyl cis-trans isomerase activity. The record is from RefSeq and is a predicted model, not a curated record. The transcript is spliced from 3 exons. Bases 158 to 484 code for a protein of 108 amino acids.